Messenger RNA from Ustilago hordei, 1326 nucleotides. RefSeq names its product putative LEU5 - mitochondrial coenzyme A transporter- member of the mitochondrial carrier (MCF) family. NCBI's taxonomy places the organism in Eukaryota, Fungi, Basidiomycota, Ustilaginomycetes, Ustilaginales, Ustilaginaceae. The transcript has a single exon. Gene Ontology annotation, biological process: transmembrane transport. The record is from RefSeq and is a predicted model, not a curated record. Bases 1 to 1326 code for a protein of 441 amino acids.
AUGGCAGCACCACGUCCCACACAUCCACUAUUGUGUGAGACCAAUUCCACCCUUCUCUCCCAUCCAAACCAACAGCCACAGGCGGCAGCAUACGACCACACUCAAGAAGCAUUCUCAAUAUCCACCUCUCCACCAUCCCUCGCACCUUCAGCAUCCGCAGCGUCUCUCCCCCAACCACGCUCCUUUCUGGGCGAGACCACCGACAAAACCUCAUGGAACUACGUUCUGCGCUCAGGCUUCGCAGGCGGGAUUGCCGGUUGUGUCGCCAAAUCCGCCAUCGCCCCGCUCGAUCGAGUCAAGAUCCUCUUUCAAGCCCAGAACCCCGAGUUUCAAAAGUACUCGGGCAAGUGGCUAGGCGUCUUCCAAGCAGGACGAGACAUUGUUCGAUCCGAUGGACCUUGCGCUUUGUUUCAAGGACACAGUGCGACGUUGAUGCGAAUCUUUCCUUAUGCGGCCAUCAAGUACAUGGCUUAUGACAAGUUGCAUUUCUACCUAAUGCCUACCAAGGAGAUGGAGACCUCAGCGAGGUUGUUCUUGGCAGGCUCAGCAAGUGGUGUCUUGUCAGUGUUCCUCACCUAUCCCUUGGAAUUGAUCAGGGUUAGAUUGGCAUUUGAAACAAAGCGAAAGAGGCAGAAGGGCGGGUUGAGGAGGAUUAUAGCAAUGAUCUAUCGAGAAGGAGCAACCGAAGCACCAUUCAGUAGUGACGCCCGCAAAAGAGCGGCAAGGAUGACACAGCAAGCCUACCUUUCCACCUCCGCCACCGCAGCUGUAUCAGGCUCAAGUUCAACCAGCACUUUGCAAUCUGCCCUUCGCGCAACAGAUCCACACCUCCCAUCAUCCGCCGUACCAGCAGGAAAUAAACUGCUAUCCAAACAUCCCAUCCUCAAAUUCUACCGAGGCUUUAGCGUAACUGUAAUGGGAAUGAUCCCUUAUGCUGGAACAUCUUUCCUUGUUUUUGGCCGAUGUAAAACUCUUCUCCAGGAUUUGUUCCCGUCUUCAGAACCAUCAGCAGAUACUUGGGGAAGUAGAAGACAGUGGUAUUGGCCGAGCAAAACUCUUGUCGAUCUCUCAGCGGGAGCUCUCGCAGGUGCGCUCUCACAAACAGCAGCAUAUCCAUUUGAAGUGAUAAGAAGAAGACAACAGGUAGGAGGCAUAAUUAGACCAGGCGCCAUGUUGGGAAUGUGGGAAACAGCAGGAUGGAUUUAUAAAACCAGUGGUUGCAGAGGCUUUUACGUGGGCUUGACCAUUGGCUUUCUCAAGGUGGUUCCAAUGACAAGUAUAAGCUUUGCAGUUUGGUUGGGGAUGAAGCGACAGAUGGGGAUUUGA